Molecule: messenger RNA, 1293 nt
Organism: Eucalyptus grandis
Lineage: Eukaryota; Viridiplantae; Streptophyta; Magnoliopsida; Myrtales; Myrtaceae
Product: ervatamin-B
Exons: 2
Coding region: 35-1066 (343 amino acids)
Cellular component (GO): lysosome
Molecular function (GO): cysteine-type endopeptidase activity
Source: RefSeq, a predicted model, not a curated record
CUGAGAAACACACCAUCCGGCUUACGCUGGUGCAAUGGCUUUUCCUGCCAAGAGCGAAUUCAUCAUCUCCCUUGCCCUAAUUCUUAGCACCUGGGCAUGGCAUGCGAUGUCGGUCCGCACAUUGCAUGAAUCCACCACUGCUGAGCAGCAUGAGCAAUGGAUGGCCCAGUAUGGUCGGACCUACAAGGACUCAGGGGAGAAGGUGAAACGCCAGGCGAUUUUCGAGGAGAACUUGCGAUUCAUCGAAGACUCCAACGCAGCCAGGAAUAGGACUUUCAAGAUGGGCUUAAAUCAAUUUUCUGACUUGACCAAUGAGGAGUUCAUCCGGAGCCACACGGGAUACUUAUCAUCCAAGAAACCAAAGUCCCCCAAAUUAACGCCAUUGAGCCACCAACAUUUGACUGGGGAUGUUCCUGAUGGCAUCGAUUGGGUAAAGAAAGGUGCCGUAAAUCUGAUCAAGGACCAAGGCCAAUGUGGAUCUUGUUGGGCAUUCUCAGCAGUAGCAGCAGUAGAAGGAAUCUCGCAGAUCACAAGCGGUAAAUUGCCGGUGCUCUCCGAGCAACAACUAAUUGACUGUGACACCGAAAGCUAUGGUUGUGAUGGCGGUCUUCCUGACAAUGCUUUCAAGUACAUAAUUCAAAACCAAGGAAUUGCAUCUGAGGAUACAUAUGCGUACCAAGAGAAAGACGGGACUUGCAACAGGAGAAAAGCAGCCCAACAUGCAGCGCAGAUCAAGCAUUUCGCAGAUGUCCCGCCUGGUGAGGACGAGCUCCUGAAGGCAGUUGUGCAGCAGCCAGUCUCGGUCGGAAUCAUUUCCAGUGGGCAGGAGUUCCAGAGCUAUAGCAGUGGCAUCUUCAAUGGGGAUUGCAGUGGAGAGCUGGACCACGCGGUGGUCGUGGUCGGGUAUGGGACGAGCGAGGACGGAAUUAAGUUCUGGAAGAUUCGGAACUCGUGGGGCGAGACAUGGGGUGAACGCGGUUACAUGAGGAUUCAAAGAGGCAAUGGUAGUUCUAAAGGAAUAUGUGGACUCGCAUCACAAGCUUCUUAUCCAAUCGCACGAGAAUAAUCAGAACAUUUAUUCACAAAAUACAAGCACCAGGAGAUUUAUGAGUUUCUCCUAAUUUCCUAUUUAUAUAUUCAUGUGUCUAUCCGCGUUGUUUAGCUAUGUUGUGUAGCCACUAAACUAUGAGGGGGAUUACGUAUCAAUUCUCUUAUCGUGAAUUGGUUUCUUAUUUUACCUACAAUUCUGUCUACAAUGCAUACCAGAUACCUAUCUAUCUCUCUUUGCCUCUA